AUGGCGACCAAACAGCCCGUCUCGUUCGACGCCAUCAUCCAGGCUGACCGUCAAAAGAAGAAGCAAGAGGACCUCGCAAACCAACUUCUUGGAAAGAACCGCAGGUCAAGCGCGCCAGGCUCGGGCGCUGGUGCUGGGAAGAAAGCGCAGAACAAAGCACAAAAUGCAAAGCCUGGAAGCUUAGCCAGCAGGAUCGGAGUAGCCAAGCGCUCCGCGUCAGCGACUGUGCAACCCAACAAGAACAAGCCUGCGCCCACGAACAACAGUCGGACACGCGGCAAAGCUGGCAAGAAAGAUCGCGUGAAUGCGGAUCAGGUUCGGGCAGCUUUCCAACCCGAAAAUGGCCAAGUGAACGCCCGAUCAGGCAACUUCGCACAAAGCAGCCGUCUAUCCGGUGGCAGCAACAUGACCAUUAAGGGUGCCUCGGGCCCAUUCAUUGUUGUCGGAAGGAACUUUGCGCCUGGGACAACAGCUGCCGAUAUCCAGUCUGCCCUUGAGCCCAUAACAGGCCCAAUGAUCAGCUGCCAGAUAGUAGCAAGCCAGCCAAGUGUUGUUGCGGAAUUUGCAUAUGCGGAGAAGACGGCUGCAGAGCUGGUGGUUGCCAAUUUCCACAAUCAGAGGGCUGACGGGAGACUUCUUACAAUGACUCUUAAAUCGGCGAGGGCCACAACCCACCAAGAUCCUUUUACCGCCCUCCGAGCACAAGCCGAUCAGGAACGACUCCGAGCCCGUCGUGGCCCAGGCCAUGUGAACGACUUGCUAUCUGAGAACAAAGGAAACUCGCAGACUGGCCUCUACAGCGAUGAAAUGAUGGUCGAUGCGCCGGCGCGGAAUACCCAGAAGAACCAGAACCAACGGAAAUGGCGUCGUUAA
This is a messenger RNA of Penicillium hordei, 873 nucleotides long. Its product is annotated as RNA recognition motif domain-containing protein. The transcript has 4 exons. Lineage: Eukaryota; Fungi; Ascomycota; Eurotiomycetes; Eurotiales; Aspergillaceae. The coding region runs from base 1 to 873 and encodes 290 amino acids. The record is from RefSeq and is a predicted model, not a curated record.